Molecule: messenger RNA, 3787 nt
Organism: Brassica napus (rape)
Lineage: Eukaryota; Viridiplantae; Streptophyta; Magnoliopsida; Brassicales; Brassicaceae
Product: cation/H(+) antiporter 14-like
Exons: 3
Coding region: 553-3045 (830 amino acids)
Biological process (GO): proton transmembrane transport; regulation of pH
Cellular component (GO): membrane; endomembrane system
Molecular function (GO): antiporter activity
Source: RefSeq, a predicted model, not a curated record
CCCUUCUUAGAAUUUAGAUGGAUAUUAAAACCAUGAAUUGAGAAUGGUUGGAGAGAUUAGGGAUUAUUAACAUCAACCAAUCAAAAAAACAGUCAGAAUCACUAGAUAGAAGCAAUAAAUAUGGGUUCAACUUGGGUUUAGUAGUUUAUGAGCUUUAGACUAGAAUGUGUGAUAUGCAAAGAAGUUUAUUGUAGAAUAUAAAUGGUUGGAGAAAAUCUCAUUUUAAAUGACUUUUUAUUAUUAGGACUUAAAGGACAAUAAAACCAUGAAUUUGGAAUGGUUGGAGGUUAUGGGCUAUUAACAUCAACCAACCAAAAAAAUAGUCAGAAUCACUAAAUAGAAUCAAGAAAUAUGGUUUCAUCUCUCUUUCUGUUUCUCACACUUCCCUUUUGUUUUUGAUCUUUUGACCCAACCUAGAGAGGAAUCCUCAUAUGAUGAUAGCAUUUCUCAAUAUAAAAACAGAGUAUUAUGUUUUGUUAUUAAUCUCAGCUUAGAUUUCUCUGCUCCCAUUCAGUAAAAUUGCCUUUGGCGUGCACAAGAAAGACCAUAGUGAUGUCAACGCUAAACAUGGAUGAGGUCACCUCAACGCAGAAAGGCAAAGUUCAUGGGCCAUUCCUCUUGGAAAGCCUCGUGUGCCAGACAAACCAUAUGUUAACCUCAAAGGGCGUUUUCAUGGGCAGUAACCCUCUCAAAUACGCAAUGCCACUUCUCUUGUUGCAAGUAGCUGCCAUUAUUAUCACUUCAAGGCUUCUCUUCCGCCUCCUCAAGCCCUUGAAUCAAGGCAUGAUCUCUGCACAAGUCCUGGCUGGUAUAAUCCUAGGACCAUCUCUCUUGGGCCAAAGCAGGAGCUACAUGGAGAUGGUCUUUCCCAUUAGCGGCAAAAUCACUUUACAAACGUUCUCAAACGUCGGUUUCUUCAUGCAUCUUUUCUUACUAGGCCUUAGAAUCGACGCUAGCAUUCUACGUAAAGCAGGUUCCAAAGCGUUGCUCAUCGGUACAGCCUCCUACGCCUUCCCUUUCUCCAUAGGCAACCUCACCGUCCUCGUCUUGAAAAACACUUUCCAGAUCCCACCAGAAGUCGCCCACUGCAUCCACACCGUGAUCUCUCUCAACGCAAUGACCUCGUUCCCCGUCACCACAACCGUCUUAGCCGAGCUCAACAUCCUCAACUCUGAUCUCGGGAGAUUAGCCACGAACUGCUCCAUCGUCUGCGAGGCUUUUAGCUGGGUGGUUGCACUCGUUUUCAGAAUGUUCUUGCAAGACGGUACGCUCGCUACCGUUUGGUCUUUCGCUUGGAUCACCGCUCUUCUCCUCGCCAUAUUUUUCAUCUGCAGACCUUUGAUCAUCUGGUUGACGGCGAGAAGAAGCGUUUCGGUUGAUAAAGCAAACGAUAUCCCGUUCUUCCCGAUCGUAAUGGUCUUGUUGGUGAUAAGCUUGGCCUCCGAAGUGCUCGGAGUCCAUGCAGCGUUUGGAGCGUUUUGGCUCGGUGUAUCGCUCCCCGAUGGACCUCCGUUAGGGACCGGGCUCACGACCAAGCUCGAGAUGUUUGCGUCAUGCCUUAUGCUCCCGUGUUUUAUCGCCAUUAGUGGAUUACAGACCAAUUUCUUAAAGAUUGAACAGAGCCACGUGAGGGUCAUUGAGGCCGUGAUCCUCGUUACCUACACGUGCAAGUUCCUAGGAACCGCAGCCGCGUCCGUGUAUUGCAGCAUAAAUAUCGGAGACGCAAUUUCUUUGGCAUUAUUGAUGUGUUGCCAAGGAGUCAUCGAGAUCUACACAUCCGUCAUGUGGAAAGAUGAAAAGGUUCUAAACACAGAAUGCUUCAAUCUUGUUAUCAUCACGCUCUUGCUCGUGACGGGCAUUUCACGCUUCCUCGUUGUGCGCCUCUACGACCCAUCGAAACGAUACAGAAGCGAGAGCAAGCGAACGAUCCUCAACACGAGACAACGAAACAUUCAGCUCCGUCUACUCUUCUGCGUUUACAACGUCGAAAACGUACCUUCGAUGGUCAACCUCCUAGAAGCUUCUUACCCUAGUCGCUUCAGCCCUGUCUCCGUCUUCACGCUGCACCUCGUCGAGCUCAAAGGCAGAGCCCACGCGGUGCUCAUGCCGCAUCACCUGAUGAACAAACUCGACCCCAACACGGCCCAGUCAACGCAAAUAGUCAACGGGUUCCAACGGUUCGAGCAGCAGCACCAAGGAACCCUAAUGGCUCAGCAUUUCACAGCCGCGGCUCCCUUCUCCAGCAUCAACGACGACAUCUGCACUCUCGCCCUCGACAAGAAAGCUGCGCUCAUCGUCAUCCCGUUUCAUAAAGAGUACGCGAUAGACGGGACCGUUGACCACGUUAACCCAGCGAUCCGCAGCAUUAAUAUCAACGUGUUGGACAAGGCACCUUGCUCUGUCGGAAUAUUCAUCGACCGAGGAGAGAUAGAAGGCCGCCGCUCUGUCCUAAUGAGCCACACGUGGCGUAACGUGGCCAUGAUCUUCAUCGAAGGGAGAGACGACGCGGAGGCGCUAGCCUUCUGCAUGAGAAUGGCAGAGCACCCGGAAGUGAGCGUCACGAUGAUCCAUUUCCGACACAAGAGCGCACUUUACAACACCAACAUAACAACAGGAGAAGAAACAGAACCUUCCGAGUGUCACCUCAUAAACGACUUCAAGAGCUUCUCGCAGAACAAACCCAAAGUGCAUUACAGAGAAGAGAUUGUCAGAGAUGGAGUGGAGACCACGCAAGUGAUUAGUGCGCUUGGGUCUACGUACGAUUUGGUUGUCGUGGGUCGUGACCAUGACCUAGAGUCGUCCGUGCUGUACGGGCUGACGGACUGGAGCGAGUGUCCUGAGCUAGGUGUGAUUGGAGACAUGUUUGCGUCUCCGGAUUUUCAUUUCUCGGUGCUUGUGGUUCAUCAGCAAGAAGGUGACGACUAUUUUGCGAUGGAUAAUAGCUAUAAACUACCAGUUUCGCCUCAUAGGGGUGGAGAUCCGAGAGUACACCCACGGUUCUCUGUUGAAGAAGGGUAUACCACUGUUGAUCUUCACAACCGUUAAUUAGUCCUUUUCUAAUGUAUUAUUAAGUAAUAAUAAAGGGUGUAGUUUUUUGUGUGUGUUUGUUUGUAUUAAACUACAGAUUGUUAAGUAUGCAACUCGAUAUAGUAGAACGCAAUUUUUACAAUGGUCAGUAUCGAUAGGAAAUGAAAAUGGGAUCAGAUCAUUUUAUAUUGAGACAAUGUGUGGAAUAUCCCCAAUUAAGGUCCAAAUUUGUUGAAUGCCCAUAAUUAUGGAUAACCCAAAAAUGAAUAACUUUUUGACAAUGUGCGGACGAAAAUGCUCUUAUGCUUUGUCGAAAACAAGUAACUCUAGAUCUAUCAACUAAAUAUUUACAUAGCAGGUAACAAUCUAUAUACCAACUAACAUAUCCGCUAAUAAUUUCAUUAUCAUCUAACAAUCUAUGUAUCAAACAAAUAUAUCGACUAACAAAUCAUAUAUCAGUUAAUGAAACUAUUAACAAUUAAUUAGUUAUCUAUUAAAUAGCUCAAAAUCUAUUUAUAACAGCUAACACUUCAUGUAUCGAUUAAGAAUCCAUUAAAAUCUAAAUAAUAGCAGGUAAGUAAUAAAAUACCUACUAACGUAUAUAUUAUCUAAAAGUUGAUUGUGAUUCUAAAUUGGAAAUAUUUGAAUUGGGGUGAGAUAAUAAGAUUAGCAUUAUGGGUGUCAAAAGAAUCAGAAUAAAAAAAUAAAGAUUUGUGUUGAAUUAGAAGAUGAUUUGAAGAAUUUGUACGAAAGAUAAAGA